Elaeis guineensis (African oil palm) is the source of this 1079-nucleotide messenger RNA. RefSeq lists its product as uncharacterized. Gene Ontology annotation, cellular component: nucleolus; 90S preribosome. The record is from RefSeq and is a predicted model, not a curated record. Gene Ontology annotation, biological process: maturation of SSU-rRNA from tricistronic rRNA transcript (SSU-rRNA, 5.8S rRNA, LSU-rRNA). Lineage: Eukaryota; Viridiplantae; Streptophyta; Magnoliopsida; Arecales; Arecaceae.
UCCUGAGUGUUCGGGUCUUGGCCGGGCCUCUAGACCUUUCUGUCUUCGCCUCAAACUCUGGACUCAACGACCAAAGCUCUGGGCUCCUCUCCUCCGGUGUGUUCGAUAGCAUGGCAAGCAGCAAACCCAGCGGAAGCGCCGCCGCCGCCGCCGCCGAGAGCGACGAGGAGAUAGAUCUCUCCUCGGAAGAGGAGGAGGAGGAGGAGUUGGAACGGGAGCUCGCCGACGUGCCCUUCGAGGAGCUCCAGAAGGCCCGGGCCGAUGGCUCCCACGUAUCCCGCGCCCCCAGGUCCGCCCCCAAAUCGAAGCCCGGCCGCGCCAACAAGAACAGGCCGAUGGAGAUGAGCAGCAAGGUGCGUGUGGGGAGGUUUAGGGAGGUCAUCCAGGCGCCCAAAAGGGUUGUCAGAGAUCCACGUUUUGAAUCAUUAUGUGGAACUCUUGAUACAGACGGGUUUAGAAAGAGAUACAAUUUCCUAUUUGAGGUUGAACUUCCUGCAGAAAAAGAGAAGCUUCAUAAAUUGAUUAAGAAGUCGAAAGACCCAACUGUUGUUGAGGAGUUGAAGAACCAUAUUUCUUGGAUAGAUAAGCAGCUAAAGUCAGGCCCCCAAAAGACUGCUGAAUCUGAAAUUCUGUCGGAUCAUAUAAAGAAAGAAAGAGAAGCAGCAAAGCGAGGCAAACGGCCAUAUUAUCUCAAAAAAUCGGAAAUUCGAAAAAGGAAGCUGAUAAAGAAGUAUGAUGAACUAAAGGCAGAAGGAAAGCUUGACUCCUACAUUGAGAAGAGGAGGAAGAAGAAUGCAUCUAAAGAUCAUCGCUAUAUGCCUUACCGGAGAUCAAAUGAUGGUGCACGGCAAUGAACUAGAGUACCUUUAGAGAUGAGGACAGUAAUUUCCUUGUUCUAUCUAAUCCAGAUCUCAGAUCAUCUCUCCUUGGUCUUUCUUUGUUGUUCCAAUGGGUGACUGAUGUGAGGGCCUUGUUCUCUUGGCUGUGGAUUGAGGAGUCUGAAGGAGAGAGAAGACAAUUAAUUACAGAAAUAGAAGCUAGCAAUAUGUUUUUAUUGCAUCUCUGCCUUGAUACUAGAA